This is a messenger RNA of Fraxinus pennsylvanica, 519 nucleotides long. The record is from the annotation of a GenBank genome assembly. NCBI's taxonomy places the organism in Eukaryota, Viridiplantae, Streptophyta, Magnoliopsida, Lamiales, Oleaceae.
AUGGGCGUAGAAUAUAGCUGGAAGAGUGGGCAGAUUCCGGCAUUUGGUGACUGGGAUAAAGCUAAUGAGCUUCCAAUUACUCAGUAUUUCGAGUGUGCGAGGCAGGCGGGGCUGAUGCGCUGCAGCUGUUCGGCGGAAUGCAUUUCGUAUGGUGGUUCUUCUUGGGACUGCGCCGCCACUGAUCUUUACUCUGCUGAGUAUGAGAAACCUCCGUUUCGGGCUGUUUAUGGUGUUCCUCCACGAAAGAAUAGGGGAAAUACCAAGCGCUAUGCAGAUGUCACUGAAAAGAGAAAGCAAGUUAAGGCACGGGAGGCAAUGGAGCAGCAGAGAAGUCAGACUUUGUCUCAGAAGCAUAUUACCAAGUCUGCAGAAUUUAUCCAUCGACAAUCCAUAAUUACUUCUGCAAAACCAGUGGACGAAGAUCUUUACAAAAUCCCUCCUCAUCUCCUUCGGAAGACCAAGCGCAAGAAAAUGUUGGGAUUCUUUUCCCGGUGCAUUGCUCCCCCUUGUGCAACAUGA